CCUGUUCCUUAAAUCAUUUCGAGUAUCACAACAGUUUGUAGCGGUUCAGUUUGAGUACAAACUAAUCGCAAAAAAUCGUACUUAAAAAAAUAUUACUUUGUUAUUGAAGAAAGAAGCGAUGACGUCUCAGGUGCGCCAGAAUUUCCAUAAAGACUGUGAGGAUGGGAUUAAUAAGCAAAUUAAUCUUGAGCUGUAUGCCAGUUAUGUGUAUUUAUCCCUGGCAUACCAUUUUCAAAGAGACGAUGUUGCUUUAUUAGGAUUCUAUAAAUACUUCAAGGAAGCUUCUGAGGAAGAAAGAGAACAUGCUUAUAAGCUUUUGGAGUACCAAAACAAGAGAGGUGGUCGUGUUGUGCUGACCAACAUUGAAGCUCCUGAAAAACAAGAAUGGCACAAUGCCGCAGAAGCCAUGAAUGCUGCUCUCGAUUUAGAGAAAAGAGUAAAUGAGAGCCUACUUAAUCUCCACAGUGUUGCUUCUGGACAUAUGGAUGUGAAUCUCUGUGAUUUUCUAGACACGCACUACAUGCAAGAACAAGUCGAUGCUAUCAAGGAAAUUGGGGACCAUGUUACUAAUUUGAAGAGGGUUGGUGAAGGCUUAGGUGUGUUCAUGUUUGAUCAGAGACUGAACGAAUAAAUUUUUAAUACAUUUGAAAUAAAAUACUUAUUAAAUGGAUGCCUAUUAAUAAGUAUACAUAUAUUACUUUGUUAUAUGUGUGUAUUUGGUUUAUUUUUAAUUUUAAAUAUUGCUAGUGGUCAUCAUUAAUGUUACUGUACGAGUAUAUCAAGCUUUCAGCUACCUUAGAAUGUUGCAAAUAUAUUUUUGCAAGUUUUCUUGUAAGCUGUUAAAUUUAGGUAAUUUUUUUUAAUGUUUGGAAGUAACAAGGAAGUAGUGGUUAUUGUUAUAACUAAAGGCAUCUGACCUGUAGUCAAUUAUAUGCAUUAAAAAUAGACAUACUCAAA
Molecule: messenger RNA, 957 nt
Organism: Anoplophora glabripennis (Asian longhorned beetle)
Lineage: Eukaryota; Metazoa; Arthropoda; Insecta; Coleoptera; Cerambycidae
Gene: Fer3HCH
Product: ferritin, heavy subunit
Exons: 3
Coding region: 119-631 (170 amino acids)
Biological process (GO): intracellular iron ion homeostasis; iron ion transport
Cellular component (GO): cytoplasm
Molecular function (GO): ferric iron binding; ferrous iron binding
Source: RefSeq, a predicted model, not a curated record